CACGUGACUUGUAUAUGAGUAUAAAAAUGUGUGAAAAGAUCAGCAUUAUAGAGCGCAUCAUUUCAACAACUGCUUUCAACGAAGAUCGAAUUAGUGCUGAUUAAAAUGGAAAGGAUUGCCGGGUUUAUUUUCGUCAUUUUGGUAGUAUCGUGUGUUGACACUAUCAUCGGUCAUGACUGCGGAAACAAUGCAUGUUCAAAUCACGCUGAUUGUAAUGGCAACAAACGUUGCUGCAAUGGCCACUGCUGUAAAUGUCCUUGUAGAAUUAAGCCACAUCAAUGCUUGGAAGUAGAAAACGGAUGGGCCUGCAACUGUACUGGAUCUGGCUUCCACGGACAACACUGUGAAUGCCCAGAUCCUCUGUGUGAUGACAUCUAUGGUAUGAUUAAGAAUUGCUCAGACUUUGAAAACGAUUUUGUAACACUCAAUCGCACAAGGUAUUCGGAACAUGGUGCUACUGCUUCAGGCGCAAGAAUUCUCUAUGGUGUAGCUUCUUUAGUGGACUGUAUUAAUCAUCCGUCUGCACUUCAGUGUCACUAUGUCACACAUGUCGGAAAUAAAUGUUACAUCUACCAAAGCCAGGCAGCGUUUCGCGGUGGACUGUUUCAAAACAACAUAGAUGCGCAUACAUCAGCUGUGAGAGUGUGUAAAGUAUGCGAUUGAAAAUUAAAAGAGACACUUAAAUGACCUUUGCCUUGAACUUAAUAGACUUAAAGUAGCACUUAUUAUUCUAAAAUGUGAAAUAUGGGAAGUAAAAUAAAUGUUGGGUAUCAAG
Molecule: messenger RNA, 775 nt
Organism: Mercenaria mercenaria
Lineage: Eukaryota; Metazoa; Mollusca; Bivalvia; Venerida; Veneridae
Exons: 6
Coding region: 106-663 (185 amino acids)
Source: RefSeq, a predicted model, not a curated record